UUCUGGCACUAUGGUCAUGGCGGAGGGGAUGGCAGUGUUGAGGUGGAACAGGCCAGGCACCAAGGCGCAGGAUUUCUAUAAUUGGCCUGAUGAAUCCUUUGAUGAAAUGGACAGUACACUUGCUGUCCAGCAGUAUAUUCAGCAGAACAUAAGAGCAGAUUGCUCCAAUAUUGAUAAAAUUCUUGAACCACCGGAAGGCCAAGAUGAAGGUGUAUGGAAAUAUGAACAUUUAAGGCAAUUCUGUCUUGAGCUACAUGGACUUGCUGUCAAACUUCAGAGUGAAUGCCAUCCAGGUACUUGUACUCAAAUGACAGCAACUGAACAAUGGAUUUUUCUGUGUGCAGCUCAUAAAACUCCAAAAGAGUGUCCUGCUAUAGACUAUACUAGACACACGCUUGACGGUGCUGCAUGUCUUCUGAAUAGCAAUAAAUAUUUUCCUAGCAGGGUUAGCAUAAAGGAGUCAUCUGUAGCAAAACUACGAUCAGUAUGCCGUAGGAUUUAUAGAAUAUUUUCGCAUGCUUAUUUUCAUCACUGGCAGAUAUUUGAUGAAUAUGAAAAUGAAACUUUUUUGUGUCAUCGGUUUACUAAAUUUAUGAUGAAAUACAAUUUGAUGUCCAAGGAUAACCUGAUUGUACCAAUUUUGGAAGAGGAAGUUCAGAAUUCAGUUUCUGGAGAAAGUGAAGCAUGAAGGGAAUCGUACAGAAAAAUGUACUGAUCACAUAAUUAACAUUAAUUAUGUACUGUAUAUAUCAUUUUAGACACAUCAAUCAUGUAUCCAUAUUAUAGCUUCUUUGUUUAGAAUAGGUUUUUGUAUGCUGUGUGUUGCCUUUUAAAAGGGGAAAUACUUCUAAAGUUAUUCAUGAGCUGUAUAUUCACCGGUGUGGCA
Messenger RNA from Lepus europaeus (European hare), 886 nucleotides. RefSeq names its product MOB-like protein phocein. Gene Ontology annotation, cellular component: cytoplasm. The transcript has a single exon. The coding region runs from base 11 to 688 and encodes 225 amino acids. The record is from RefSeq and is a predicted model, not a curated record. Lineage: Eukaryota; Metazoa; Chordata; Mammalia; Lagomorpha; Leporidae.